CUCUGAAUGGUGAAGAGCAUAAAAAGGUUUUUAUGAAUAUUUAUAUGGAUAUUUACAUGGACAUUCAUAUGGAUAGUUCAAUUGUCCUAAGAGAAUUGGACUCGGUUCCCUACGGUUUGGACCUCUUGGUUCAGAUCAGACCACCAGUUAGUAGGGCACUGCCACAGCCGGAGAAGCUGCAGACAAACAACGUUGGGAAGAAAAAGAGGCCGAUAGAGGACCUAAUUUUGGAGCUGGUGUUUGGGUACCGAGGCAAGGACUGCCGAAACAACGUGCACUAUUUGAACGAUGGUGCUGAUGUCAUCUAUCACACCGCCUCCAUCGGGAUCUUGUACAACGUGGCCACAGGCUCUCAGUCCUUUUACCAGGAACACAACGACGAUAUUCUGUGCCUCACUGUAAAUCAGCACCCCAAGUUUACCAACAUAGUGGCAACUGGCCAAGUAGGAGACUCAGCAGAUAUGUCAGCUACAGCUCCCUCCAUUCACGUGUGGGAUGCGAUGAACAAGCAGACGCUGUCGGUCCUGCGGUGCUACCAUUCCAAGGGCGUUUGCUCCGUCAGCUUCAGUGCCACUGGCAAACUGCUGCUCUCCGUGGGGCUGGAUCCCGAGCACACCAUUACCAUCUGGAAGUGGCAGGAAGGUGCCAAAAUUGCCAGCCGAGCUGGUCACAACCAGCGUAUAUUUGUAGCAGAGUUCAGACCAGAUUCGGACACCCAGUUUGUUUCUGUGGGAGUCAAGCACGUGCGGUUCUGGACCCUGGCUGGAAGAGCUCUUCUCAGUAAAAAAGGGCUGCUCAGCUCCAUAGAAGAUGCCCGGAUGCAGACGAUGCUGUCUGUAGCUUUUGGAGCGAAUAACUUGACGUUUACAGGUACUAUCAGUGGAGAUGUUUGUGUCUGGAAAGAUCACGUCUUGAUACGAAUUGUGGCCAAAGCUCACAACGGGCCUGUUUUCACAAUGUACACCACGUUAAGAGAUGGUUUGAUCGUCACAGGAGGCAAAGAGAGGCCCUCCAAGGAAGGAGGAGCAGUGAAGCUGUGGGACCAAGAGCUGAAGCGCUGCCGUGCCUUCCGCCUGGAGACGGGACAGAUGACGGACUGCGUGCGCUCCGUUUGCAGGGGCAAG
Molecule: messenger RNA, 1124 nt
Organism: Mesitornis unicolor (brown roatelo)
Lineage: Eukaryota; Metazoa; Chordata; Aves; Mesitornithiformes; Mesitornithidae
Product: echinoderm microtubule-associated protein-like 5
Exons: 9
Molecular function (GO): microtubule binding
Source: RefSeq, a predicted model, not a curated record